AUGAAUACUUUAAGUUCAAAUCCUAAAAAAACUAUGUUUUAUGCUGCUGCCUAAAGUAUUAAAUGUCUAAAUCUUGUAGACAUGUUAAAUUAACAUUCAAAUUAAUCAUCCAUGUCAAAUUUAAAACGAGGUUUAUUUUAAUUGGCCUUAGUUCCACCUAAUAAUCAAAGAGAAUAACUGAAUCAAUCAUUAAACAAUAAUUCUGAUAGAGCUAAGCAAAAUAUCUCUUUACCAAGAAAAAGCAACAUUUUUUAAUAGGAUAGGGAUAGAUCACUCUCAUAUAAAUUAAAUAACUCCAUUGAAAAUAAUACAUCUUAAGAACGUUUACAGAAUGCUUAUAAUAUUAAAGGUAAUUUUUAAAAUGCAAAUGAAAAUCCAAGUUUUCUUGUUGAAAAAGAAAUUAAAAAAUAAGAGUAUUGUUAAAUCAUUAUAUAGAUUGAAAGAAUAUUUAUUAAAAUAAAUUCAAGAAAAAUAAAUAUAAUAAAAAUAAGAAUAAGAACGAAUCAAAAUUGAAGAUAUUAAAGCUGAAGAAUUAGUUAAAAGAUAAUUAGAAGAUAUUAGAAUUAGAUAAAGAUCUAAAUUUGAAAUCCCUCCAUAAUCAUAAAUCUAAGGUAGUUUUUGAUUGAUAUAUUAUUAUAUAAGAAAAAUCUGGAAUUACCAAGAAAAUCUCAAAACCCUCCAAAAUUAUCCAUUUCUCCUUAAAAAGAUGGACUAUUCAUGUAAAUCUAUAAAUCUAAAUUUACAAAUAAUACAUAAUAAAAUGAUAUACUUCAAAAAUUAAGUAAUAUCUAAGUAAUUUUAAUAUUAAUUUAUAGAAUAAUAUUAAUAAUCUUUAAUAAUCAUAAUUGAAAUAAAAUGAUGUUUCAUCUGUUAGAAAUAAUAUAAAAUAAAUGAUAAGAAAAUCAAGUUAAUUACUUCCAUAAAAUAAUGAUCUAAUUUAAGAAUAACAACAAUAUUAAUCAAAUGAUAAAUAAUUAGAAUGUGAAACUAUAUUCAUCCCAGCUAAUUAAAAACUUAAUACUGAUAUAGAUACAUCAUAAUAUCAGCCAUCCUUAUAAGAAAUAAGCAAAUCUACUCAUAAUUUCAUUUAAAAUAAUAGUUUUUAAUAGCCAUAAUUAAAUAAUAUGUCUACUAUUAGUAAUCCUAUUAAUAAUUCAUAACAUUAUUCAUCUUAAAAUUAGAAUAUCAAUUCUAUAAUAAAUCAUUCAAGAUUAACAAUAAGUUAAUUAACUUAAAGAGAUAGAUCUAUAUCUAAUGAAAAAUAGAGUGAAGAAUUAUUAGCUAAAGUUGAUGAAAUCAAAGAUGAAAUUAAAGGAUUAUAAUAAAAAUUAAAAAAAGUAAUGAUUAUUUUUAUAUUUAUAGCCUGUUCAAACUAAUUUAUAAUUAAAAUUACCACAUAGAACAGCUAUGUUAAUGUAAAUAUCAUCAAAAAAGUAAUUAUUAUAUAAUAUUCUUUAGUUAAAUUUAAGUAUAAAAACAAGAAGAUCCAAAAUCAUCCCAAAGAAACUGA
Messenger RNA from Paramecium primaurelia, 1510 nucleotides. NCBI's taxonomy places the organism in Eukaryota, Ciliophora, Oligohymenophorea, Peniculida, Parameciidae. The record is from the annotation of a GenBank genome assembly.